AUGAGCUUCUCAUCCUUGCUGAACCUGCUGAAGCAGGCGGAUGGAGACGGCCCGGAUCCCGGCUCCGGCUCAAAGCCUGCGCCAUCGGCAUCAACAUCAGCAAGCUUACCUAGUCGACCUUCCCAACCGAACAGCGCACUCAGCGAUCUUCUGGCGCAGCUCGACGAUCAGCCUCACGAACCUACACGAAGCGCGUUUGACGGUCCGCGCAAGGGACUGAUGGAGCCCUUCGGCCCCGUCGCGGCUAUGGCUGCUGCCAGCCAGCGGCGUCGGGCGUCUUCGUCCUCAGCUCCCGACGCACAGGAUAAGGGCAAACGGAAGCUUGACGACACCGUCAGCAAAGCCGACUGGUCAUUUAGCAGAUGCUUGCCGGUGCUGACGGAUCUUCUGCGCGACGACGAGUUUGUGAAGGAGCUGAAAAAGGCGGAGCAGGACUCGCUGGAGCGUCGGCUGUGGGCGCGCAUGGAGAAGAUCAAGGCCGACCACGAGGCGAAGACGAAGCCGGAGCGCGAGGUCGCAAGGAUCACGCGGAAACCGAUCACGCAGGAGAAGCAGAAUCUGAAGCAGGCGCUCGACGAGUUCUACAAGGGGCACGUCAUGACAUCGGUCGACGGGCUGGCGGCGCGGCACAGAUCCAGACUCGUAAAGCUGGGCGUUCCGGGGCUGGGUGAGGGGAAGGCGUACGUCAAGGGCGCCAUUAAGACGAGGGAAGACAAGGAGGCUGCAUUGAAGGAGAAGGAACGUGUCAAGCGCAUCAUGGGCGUGCUGGAGGGUGCGCUCGAGGAUACCUAG
Trichosporon asahii var. asahii CBS 2479 is the source of this 792-nucleotide messenger RNA. RefSeq lists its product as uncharacterized. Bases 1 to 792 code for a protein of 263 amino acids. The record is from RefSeq and is a predicted model, not a curated record. The transcript has 4 exons. Lineage: Eukaryota; Fungi; Basidiomycota; Tremellomycetes; Trichosporonales; Trichosporonaceae.